AUAUACAUAUAUAUAUAUAUAUAUAUAUAUAUACACACACGCAUAUUUAGUUAUUGAUUAUUAUACUAAAAUUACAUUCAUAAAGAUAUAUAACUCGGCGAAAUGAAGAUAAGAGUGAUGGCAUCUUUUCUAAGAUAAAAGAAAUUUAUAAAAAACGUUUUUUAAAAUCUUAUACACAUAAUUCAAAAGCUAACAUGAAACAUGAUGAACAAAAAAAUAUGAACAAACAAAAUGAAAAUAAAUAUAAAUUGAAGACUCUUUUACAAGUACUACAAAAAUAUAUUAAAAAUUGUUAUAUGCAAAUAAUUAUGAUAAUUUAGUUUUUAUAAAUAUAUAUAUAUAAAAAUUUAUGAUUAGGAAAAGAAAAAAUUACUUGCUCCAAAUCAGAAUAAAAUAACAUCUAAAAAUAUAGAUUUAAGAAAACAAUUAUCUUGGAAAAUGUCUUUCUCAUGUUUUUCAUCAGCUUGUACCAAGUACAAACAUGUACCUAAACCAAUAUCAAAUAAAUGGAAUAUUAAAGAUUUUGAAAAUUAUAAAUACAAUGAAUUAAGUUCUCAAAAUAUAAAAAAUCUUUCUAAAGACUCAUAUCAGGUAUUAUUUAAUUAAUAUUUAAUUUUAUAUUGAAUGUAAUUUCUUAAUUAUAUAUUUUUUUUAUUCUAGAAUGACAAAGAUAUUUGUUUCUCAGACACAGAUUUUAAAUUUUUAACAAUAUCUUCAAAAUCUGAUAGACAAAGUGAUGAACAAUUAUUAAUAUGUAAAUUAAAUUCAGGAGAUAUUUACAAUUCUAAAAGACAGAUUAGUUCCAAGCAGAUAGAAUUAAAAUUUGAAAGUACAGAUUCAUUUAGUGAUAAUACACAAAAAUACAAAAUUUCCAUAUCUAAAUCAAGCUGUUCACCUUAUUCUUUAUUAACAAAAAAUUUAGCUAGUGAUUCAAAAUAUUUCUCAGAUUCUGCAAUUGAUAAAUCGGAUAUUUUAUCAAAUACUUUUCUUGGCAAAUUAAAGAGGUUUUUAAUAAUUUAUAAAUAUGCUAUUGAAUCUAAUUUAAAUUAAUAGAUUAAUUAUUUUAAAUAUUUAUAUAGAUCAAACAAUUCUUAUACAAAUUCUACAUUAUCAAAUACAUCUAAUAUAAUUGAAAUAAAAAAUCAAAUUUUACAUAUAAACUCAAAAACUGAAAAUACUUCUAUGUGUAGUAUAAAUAAAAGUGAUACAAUUAAAAGAAACAAAUCAAAAGAAUUAAAAUCGCAAAUAAAUUUAAAUAAAUGUGCACAUUCAAAAAAAUUACAACAAAAAAUGAAAUCAUCAAUAGAUAUAUUACAAAAUGAAAUAAAAGAAUCUAAAAGUUUUGUAAAAAUAUCAAAAUCAGAUAAUUUCAGUACUUCAUUAAAAAACAAUUUCGAUAAUUUUAUUAAUUGUAAUUUAAAUAAUUUUACUACAGAACAAACAUCUGUUUCUACACCUAAAAAAUUAGUUUCUAAUAAUGAAAAUAUUUUUACUGUAUCAAAUCAUAAAUCAGAAAUAAGUGAAACCUAUGAUGAAUUAGCAAUAUUAUUUGCACAAUAUAUGAAACUUCAAACUCGAUUGUGUCAAAGAAAAUAUUGUUCUUUAAAACGAUAUUUAAAACAACAAACACAACAUACUACAAGGAAAUGUCAAAUAAGAUUUAAUUAUCAUCGUAUAUAUCCUUAUGAUCAAAGACCAAUGUGCAAUAGUGGAAAUAUAUGUAUAGAUACAUAUGAUGAAUUAAAAUUGAUGUCUACAUCACCAACAGAAAGAAAGAAUAUUUACCAACAUAUGUUUAAAAGAAGAAAGCAUUUUUUAAAUCAGCCAUGCAUUUUAUCUCUCUCUAAUCAAAAUCUUACAACACUUGAAUGAAAUUAAAACUAAAAUUAAAAAAAAUUUAAA
This is a messenger RNA of Apis mellifera (honey bee), 1902 nucleotides long. RefSeq lists its product as uncharacterized. The coding region runs from base 1183 to 1872 and encodes 229 amino acids. The record is from RefSeq and is a predicted model, not a curated record. Lineage: Eukaryota; Metazoa; Arthropoda; Insecta; Hymenoptera; Apidae. The transcript has a single exon.